This is a messenger RNA of Vicia villosa (hairy vetch), 969 nucleotides long. RefSeq lists its product as uncharacterized. Gene Ontology annotation, molecular function: nucleic acid binding; zinc ion binding. The transcript is spliced from 3 exons. The record is from RefSeq and is a predicted model, not a curated record. The coding region runs from base 1 to 969 and encodes 322 amino acids. Lineage: Eukaryota; Viridiplantae; Streptophyta; Magnoliopsida; Fabales; Fabaceae.
AUGGUUGUUGGAAGGAACGAUGAUGCCAUUGUUGAUGCAUUGCGGAUGUUGGCUAGAUCUCUUGGUGAAAUUCCUCAAGCUAAUGCUGGAAAUCGGAAUGGUGAUGAUGAUGAGUAUCGUGCUUUGGGGAAGUUCCAGAGGAAUAAUUCUCCUACCUAUGAGGGAGAGCAUGAACCGGAUAACGCUCAAGCUUGGUUGAAGGCGAUCGAGAAAAUCUUUCGAGUCAUUGCACCGAUGCUCAGAGAGUGCAGUUUGGUUACUUGGGAUCGUUUUCGUGAUGCAUUCUUUGAAAACUAUUUUCCGGAAGAUUAUCGUGGAAAGAAAGAGGUGGAAUUCCUUGAGUUGAAGCAAGGAAAUGGUAUUGUUGCUGUAUAUGCUGCUAGAUUUCAAGAGCUUAUCAAGUAUUGUCCUCACUAUAAUACUAUGAAUGCGGAGAGAUCUAAGUGUUUAAAGUUUGUCAAUGGUUUGAGGCGUGAUAUCAAGAAGGCAAUUGGUUAUCAACAAAUUACUCGUUUUACGGAGUUGGUUAACAAGAGUCGGAUCUAUGAUGAGGAUAUUAGGGAAAGUGCUUCUCACUACAAGGCUAUGAAUGAGAAGAAAUUUCAAUUCCGUGGGAAACUGUAUGAUGGUAAAGGAAAGCAGAAAGCUUGUAAUGGCAAGAAACCGAGUGGGGGAGGAUCUCACACUCUUGUUAAGUGCUAUAGGUAUGGUGUGGAGGGACAUCGUAUUUCUGAAUGUCCUCAGUCUGAUGCGACGUGUUUCAAGUGUGGCAAGUUAGAUGAUGUUCAAGUAAGAGAUAAUUUGACGAUUGAUACAUCACCUAUACGAAUUGAAGAUCGAGAGGUGAAUAAGCUUUGUGGUAAGAAGAUUUCUUUGGUGAAAGUGAUAUGGGGUGGAGUUGCCGAUGACAAUAUCACUUGGGAACUCGAGGAUAAGAUGAAGGAAUCGUAUCUGGAGUUGUUUGCUUGA